UCAGCGAUGAUGAAUGAGGCAGGACUUCGGAACGCCCUCCCUGACCAGUCAUCGGGGAGUGGGCAAACUUUUGCCACCUCACGCCACCCAAGCGUCAUUGACCCUAUCUUAUCAAAGCGGGUCUGUUUCUACAAGAGCGGAGAUCCUCAGUUCAAUGGUUUGCGCCUUGUCAUCAACAACCGCACCUUUAAGACCUUUGAUGCACUCUUGGACAGUCUCUCCAAGAAGGUGCCCCUGCCGUUUGGGGUGAGGAACAUCACCACUCCUCGGGGGAUUCAUGCAGUCAAAUCUUUGGAUGAACUUAAGGAUGGGAAAUCCUACCUUUGCUCAGAUAGCGGUAAGGUAAAGCCCAUCAAUCUGGCAUUGGCCAGAAAGAAGCUGCCACCCUGGUACCACGCCAGACCGGUUAGCUCUCGCCGUCGGACUAUUCAGCAGGGUCUGUUUUUCCCAGGCCAGAGCAUCCACAAACAGGAGCUAGUGCUUAUUCGCACACCCAAGAGCCUACUGGUUUUCCGCAAUGGGGACCCCUCUGUAAAACACACUGUGGUGCUUCACAAGAAGACUUCUCCAAGUUACGAGGCUAUCCUGGAAUAUAUCUCAGAGCUCAUGCAGUUCCAUGUGGUGAAAUUACACACUCCUGAUGGCAAACGUGUUGACGGUGUUCCAGGCUUGAUAUUGUGCUCUGGAACUGUGGUAGCUGUGGGCAGGGAGCCAUUCAGGCCUGCAAACUACAGUGCACAGAAAUCUCCAUCUCCAACAUGGCGGCGUACCAAGCAAAUGAGUCUCAAGAGGCAAAAGGCUUUGAAUCGUAAAGGGAAGUCAAGGAAUUUUUCCUCGUCAUCUGAGAGGUACAUCGUUCAUCAGAUCCACAGCACCAUCGCAGAGAGUUCCUGUGAUAUACACAGCAACCCCACAAACUCUGUUGAGUUGGAGUCAAAUCGCAUCCUGGAGUCUGUAGCAGAGACAGAUGGCAAUGAAGCUGAAGGGCAGGACUACAUGCUGCCCAGCGACGACAAUAUUGAGAAGUCCUUCCAGGUGAAUCAGGACGGCAGCAUGACGGUGGAGAUGAAGGUGAGGUUGACAAUUAAGGAAGAGGAAGCCAUCCACUGGACCACCACCCUGACACGCUCAAGCGUGACCAGCCAGCAUAAUGUGAGCUCUUUACCGGAGACUGAGGCAGAGCUGGACAUCUGCUCGCCUAAAUCAAACUCACUGGAUUUACAGAGUCUUGCUGCCACUGACGACACCAAGUGGCACAAGGACAAAACUCAAGACAACAAUGACGAUGAUCCACCAUCGCUCGGUAAUGGAGCUUUAAGUGAGAGCGGUAAGGAAGAGGAGAUCGUCAAAAACCACUCAGAUGCAUUGUCCUCUGGGAGAGCUCCGACACCAGGAUACAAGCAAAUUAGCAAAAAGCAUGCCUCUGUGGAGAGUAUCAUAUCAGUUACAGAAGAUGGGAUUCAGCAAGGAACUAUUGGCUCUUAUUCCUACAGUGAGCAGACAGGAAAUGGAACAAUGACAGAGCAGUAUUGCAUGGCCAAGCAGAGCAGCACUAGACCGGUGCCCAAACCAAGAAGACUCAGCUCUGUUGAUGUCAACAGUAAAAAUGUUUCUGGAUUUAAAUCUGCAGAAAUGAGUGAGAUCGUGCAGAGUGAAUCCAGCGGAGAGGAGGUGACUGAGACAGUCAUACACAUAUAUGAACAGCAAACAUGCCAGGACAAUUUCCUUGCAAAUGUUUGUGCACACACUACUACGACUGUUGGAAGUCCACCUACUUCAGAAACAGGGCAGAUGUCAUCGAAUAAUAAAUUUGAAUCAGAACUCUGCAGAUCGUCAACGGCAUCCGAGUCCAUUAGUAUCUGGAAGAGUGAAAGUAUGUCAGUAAAGUUGCAGCACAAUGGUGUCGUGAGAGGAAAAAAUAGACAGCAGCAGUUCCAAAAACCCAGAAAAAUCCAAACAAAGACCCAUCAAAAAGACGCCAGCAUGGAUAAGAGGGCAUCCUCAAAGCCCAAGGUGGUUCAGAGGCUCGCAACACCACGAAAAAGACAAAAACAGAAUACUGCAGAGGCAAUGGAAGCACAUAAAAAAGUAAAAGCUUUCUCCAGUGCCGGAUACAUUAGGAGGAUUUAUGGAAACAAAAUGAAGUCAUCGAAAACGCUGAAAAACCUUCAAAAGAGACCAGCACAAAACAGGGACAGAGGUGUUACAGCAAAGAGCUCAGAAGUGUCAGAUGAGACAACAAGAAGCACGGACAAAGAUUCAAAUGUGCAAUCAGUAUUAAAAAAAUCCAUAGAGAGAGUUUCUUUUGAUACAAGCCAGAUGAAUGUUUCUCCCAAUGAGGUCAGCCAGAUACGGGGAAUACUGACACGGCAGACAUCGAUGCAUGUGGAGAAAAGGAGCGAAAACGAGCCCGAUGAUAUUAAUGGAAGCGUGUUGCCUGCUUUUAGCACCUCCAGCGCUGUUACAAAUGAAUAUGUAGAAAGCUGGCUGCAGAAAGCCCACCUCAACCACCCGUCUCACCUGCAUGAGGAACGUCAAAAACUGGAAGCAGAAAAUGGCAAGUAUAAAGAGCCUAAAAAUAAGCAUGACCUGAUCGAUGUGGCAGAAGAUGUAAAGUGUUCGGAAAUUGAAAUGUGUCAAACUUCAGAACCUCCACCAGAGAGUUCACUGGCAACAUCUGUCAAACUUAGAGUCCAGUCUUUUGAAAACAAAUCGAGUCCACCCGUCGAGAAAGCUACAGCCAGGCCUCAACUUGUUCAUCAUUCUCCAAGCACAAAAAACACAGAAAACCAGAAGAACGAAUCCCAAAAGGAAGAAAUAAACCAUCCUGUGCCACCAAGUGAUAAGAUCUCAACAGAAGCACUGUUAGACAGUGAAGUGGAAAAUAAAUCAAGCUCAGUCCGGAUCUCGUUCCAAAAAGCAACGCCGCUUAAUACGCUUUCAAUGGAGCUACCACCGCCACCUCCUCCUGCUGAAAGCACAGAGCUAUCAAACACUGAAUACUGCAUGAAAGAUGCGUUAUUAGUGAACAGUAGCCCAUUAUACAGGCUCUCAUCAGUGAGCAGUGAAGGGACAGAUAAUAAUCCAUUACCCAUCAGUCCUACGUCUGACAAGGCCGUAUCAUUUACAGAUGACACAACAGCAUCGCUCUCAAGAACACCCUCUAUUAAAAGGGCACCUUUGGUCAGUAAUCUGUCUCUUGAAAGGAAAAUGUCAGUGAGAAAGGUUUCUGUUGAUAAAUAUGCUUUAAGCAGUGAGGCCACUCCAGAGAAGACCACAUCAUUUACUGAGAACAACACUGUGGGAGGUGAUGGCAUCUGUUCAACACCAUCACAGCGAUCAAUCGAAGCCCAACUAGAAGCAGCACACUGGUCAGGUCUGACGAGCUGGCCGUCGUGUGGUACUUCUGUGUCCCCAUCUAGUUUAACAUCUGAUGAGAGGCUGUCAUCGCCCAGUAUCUCAUCAAAUGAUGCAUCAGUGCCAAGUAAUACCCCAUUUAAAGUGAGAGAAAUGAGUAAAGAAACUCAAAAAGAGACGUCAACACCUAAGAUCCUGGUGAAAAAAGCAAAAGCAAAAACCAGCCCAUCUCCUGAGAGGAAGUUCGAAAACCGCCCUGUGGAUAAAACUCUGUCUCCAAACAUCAGACCACAAAAACAUGCAGCUUCAGAUGGCAGCCCCUCCACUGAGAGAAAGCAGACUAAUAAACCAAAACUGCAAAAGAGACUCUCUCCAUAUUCCCAGUCUCUGGACAUGGCGUCGCCACCUGUCAAACACAAGUCAGGUAGAAAGUUGCUCUCCAAAGACCUCUCCUCUGACAACCCAUCAGAGCAAACAACUAUGAGACAAACGACAACAUCAAUCCUAAGAAAAAAUCACCAGACACCACAGUCACUAAAUUCAAAAGCUGAACCAGAUAAAAUGCUGACCUCUGUCACUUUCAUGCCACUGGAAGCUGACCAGUGUAUUGAAAAGAACGAGACAGAAGGUGAAGCAGCAGAUCAAGAGAACCCUAUGACAAACGUGCAAAUAAUAAAGCCAUUAAACACUGCAAACCAGCCAAGCAUGAAACCAGUCCUUGAAAAGAUUUGCUACUCAAUCAAGUCAAUAAGACAGAUGACUCAAAACAAACGUCCAUCGUGUCUGGAAAAGUCCAACAGCUUGCCAGACUUCUCCUCCCACGUAGUGUCUACAUUUGGCUCCUCAUCUAAAGCUCUUCUCGCUUUCUUGGCUGUCAUGACCCUCCAGGAAGGGCUUACAAACUUGAAUAGGAAUGAGCUGAACGCAAACAGCGUCAGCUGUGCGGAGGCUUUAAAAAUGAUCGAUUCGCUCAGAGAAAUUGCAGAAAUCGAGGAUUCCCACAGAUUACAGACGAGUUUGUCAAAUUUGCAAAAAACGACCUCAAAGCAGCUCCUGCAGAGCUGGAAGGGCUUUCAGGAACUCAGUGACAAAUGCAAAAGCCGCAGCUCAACGCCAAAUGGUUCAGAGGCAGAACUCCUAACUGGAGAGAACCCCGAACAAGAGCGUGUCGCUGAAGAAAACAUUAUUGACGAGAUCAUGGAUAACCUCGAUGUACCUGAGAAGCUGAAGGAGGAACUGGCUUCUCUUUCAUUAAGUCCAAAAAGUGAGUCUGACAUUACAGAGUCGUCACCUAAAGAUAGCAGUAAAGAAAUUGCUGAUCAUUUCUUCAAAGAGAAAGCCGCCACUGUUUUGGAUUCCACACCAGAUGAUAAAGUGGAUGUGGAUGUAAGGUCCAUGAUUAAGCAAACGCAACAAUCUGGAGCAGACAAAUCUCACCUGAUGGCAGAGGAAGCAAAGGACAAACCGACAAUCCCAACCACUAAAGACAAUGAUCCACCAGCUAACCCUACUGUUACUGAAGAAAAGUGGCUUCACAGUAAAGCAUCGAUUCCACAAGAGAACAAGGAGGACUUGCAGUCAUGUUGGGACACAUCAAGGGAGAAUAUCAUCAAAGGAGAAGUCGGGAGAAAGAAAAUUUUCAAGAAGGACUCAGGUGCAGAUGAUGAAGGGCAGAAAAAGAACGCAAGUGCCAGUAAAGAAUUAGCAGAAAGAGGGAGUUGUAAGCAAAGUGUGAUCAAUUCAGAUGCAGGUGAGCCGAAGAGCUCAGGGGACGAGUCGGAAACUUCAUGUGAGGAGAUCAAACACGAGAGUAUCGAGAGUGAAGACCUGUCCAAACCUGAAAGUCCCUCUGAGGAGGAAGAUAGCAAGCUACCAAGCCCCAGCUAUUACGUGGAACUAAAUGUAAGAGAGGAGAAAAGCAUAACCAGCCUAGACAGGGAAAAUUGGACAAAGGUCACGAGUACCGAGAUGAGCAAAGGUGACUCGUCUGCCCCUGUGUGUCAGCCCAUCUCUGAGAAGGAAUACCCGAGCCAAACAUACAGCAUGGGACUGACUGAUGAAAGCACCGGAAAUUCAGACAUGGACGAGCCAUCUUCAGAGGAAGAGCAGCCAGAGGUUGAUAGCAAGAAGCUGCAGGUUAUUGUUGAAGAAAGCAUGUCCGGCACUGAGGAAGAGCAGGAGGACAUGGAGGCGAAACAGCUUUGUGACCUUCCAGAUAAUCGCGAGCAAAAGAAAAGAGCUUCAUCGUCUUUAACAGCUUUGAUUGAAGAGCCAAAUGAAGACAAGGUUAGCUCAGAAGAUGAGGACCCUUACAUUGAGGAGACAUAUAUUUAUGACAGGACAAACAGUGAUAGCACGCAUAGCAAUUUAAUAGAAAAUCAGAUUUCGGAAAAAGAGAGUUGUAGGUUUAAUGCAGACGAUGAUAGCGGGAACGAUCACAACAGCUUUGAAGAGCACGCAGAUGAAGAGGAGCCGAAGGUCCAAGAGGAAAAAAUCACCAGCUCAAUUGAAGAGUUAAGUUACUAUGAAAAAGAGUCCAGCUCAGAGGAGGAAAAAGCUCAUGUGGACAGAUAUAAAGGAGAAACUAUAACCGACCAAGCAGCUCCUGCAUUGGCAACACAGUCUGAAGGCACUACCUCUGAAAAGUCUGUGGAGAAGGUCCAGUCUGAAGAAAUGAUUUCCCAGUCAGUUGCAGAGAGAGUAAUUCUUCUAGAAAAGCGAGUUGCUGAUGCAGAGAAAAGAAAAAGCACAACAAAAAGUUCUGCAGUCAGAUUUUACUCGCAAAAAGAGGCCCCUCAGGACUCAGACGACGAGGAUUUACCCUGUGAAUCACCCACAUCUCAGGUGACUCUCUGCACCCGAUCGGCUCCCCAGUCGUCGUUAUCCUUCAGCUACGACUCCAGUGGCGUUAUAACCACGGAGCCUGAAGGCAGCAGGGUCAGAUCCAUCAGGGAGAUGUUCUUAGCCAGGAGCGCCACCAACAUCCAGCAAACUCGUUUCCCAAUUCCUCACACAUCAGAGCUGGCUGAGCUAAGAGCCGAGACCUCUGUCAGUGGUGGAUAUCAAUCUCAGACUUCAAGCGAACUGUCAAGUGGGGAAGAUGAUUCGGCGCGGAAAUCCAUCACUAAAGGCUUCGUGAGGAGGACAAUCGAAAGGCUUUACGGCAAGAAGGAUGCUAAUACUGAUGAGGAAGCAAGUGAAAGGCCCCCAUCUGAGCCAAAGCAGGAGAAAAAUGGACAGUCGGGCAUCCUCGCUUCCUUCCACACAGCCCGAUCCAAAGCAGUGUCUGAGCUCUCAUACUUCUACUCCACAAAUGCCCUCGACACCUUAAGUGAAGCGACGAGAUGCAUCGCCUUUAAUGCACAGGUCGGCCCCGGCGACAGCAUUCCCAUUGAUAGCGGACGCUGGCUGCUUAGAGACAACACCCUCAUCCGAAAGUCUGUUUCAGAUCCAAUUGGAAUCAACAAAUCUUUUACAAACACUCCUGAAGGCAAAGGAGCGUUUGAGGACACAGAGGAGAAAAGUCCCUAUUCUCUGUUCGCCACAAAACCUGAACCAGAAGAAGACAAGACCAAACUGCUUUCCAGGAAGUGCACCUACUUUUCUUUGCCCCACGGCAGCGAGUCGGACAUAUGUCACGACGAGCUGAGCACGGUGAGCAAAAGCAGCGCAAAUGGCGACAGCAUCACAGAGGAAAAGGACAGCUCAGAAGACACCAAGACGUGGGCCGAGAGGAACGGCAUGCUGCCCGGCCUGACUGACUUUAAGAUGAUGGACAACAAAGUGCACCCAAUGAUGGAGCCUCAACCUGAAGGCGAAGUUGUAGUGGUGGUGCAGCCUGGAAAAGGUCAGGGUGUCGUUAAUAGAAGGCUCCCGGAGCAGGACAUAUUAGAUGUACUGUACAAUUUUUGUGGACAGCAUUGUCCUUUACUGUAAAAGGGGCAGCUUUUUUUCACAUAAUCACCGAAUAUGGACGAAAUAAGUGUUCAUUAUUAGGCCACAGUGAGAAAUAUUUUCUUUGGUGCCUACUUUUUUGCUGUUGCCAUAGCUUUGGCAUGAUACACUAUCAUAUGUCAAGUCUUUUGAGCCAAUGACAAGUGUGUAACAAUGCGUCACAGAUGCGCAGGCUAGCGGAUUAACCCUUUUCAACCCUCGCAUUUGCCCGUGUGUAACAAGACCUUGUGCUUCGACUUGUCUUUUUAUAUUGCUUGUUCAAAAGUUUGACACAUCAAGUGUAUAUUUGCCAUUUUACACUUCAGAGCAGCUCUUCUCACCCUAUAGGUUGCCUGUCAAAACAAGCACUCAGAGCAUUACUGUAAUCUCGUUUUAAAACUCUAAACAGUUUAAGUCCCAAGCAGAUGUCAGGCAAACCCGCAGAGUGAACAGGUCAGUUUGUGGCCUGUGCGGAACUCAAAUUCUGUACUAUACAUAUUGUAUCAGUUGACUACAGUGUAAAUAGGACCUUUCCUGGUUUUCGCUUAGUAUCCAUAGUUUAAUGCAUAUUUGCAAUAACCUGGUUUCUAUCAUUAGGACAAACUGUGUUAUGGUUUACGAUGUGGCAGCUGUGACGUUUCUGUCUUUUAAAAUUGACAUUUAAGAAUUAAAAGUAUGUGUUUCCAAA
Messenger RNA from Neolamprologus brichardi, 7978 nucleotides. RefSeq lists its product as uncharacterized. Gene Ontology annotation, biological process: intracellular signal transduction; photoreceptor cell development; axoneme assembly. The record is from RefSeq and is a predicted model, not a curated record. Lineage: Eukaryota; Metazoa; Chordata; Actinopteri; Cichliformes; Cichlidae. Gene Ontology annotation, cellular component: axoneme.